UGGUUUUAGUUACCGCGUAGCCGCAACUAUUUGGAUCAUUUAAUGGCGACUCCCAUCAUAGUUAUUUACGUGAAUGAAGAACCGUUUUUGUUUAUGUGGUCUGCUAUUUUAGUGAAGAGUAUUUUAGUUUAACCUAUCUGGACCACAAUUAUGAAUCCCGUACAUUAUUUAUUAGAGAAAAAGAAGCGAAACAGAACGUCAUUUAAGUCCUAUGUUGACGAUCCGUCUAUUGCCAGUAUUGGCAUUGCAGCCACAUCGAAUCUGUCACAAACACAGCCACAGGAACAGAUUGAAGAAUUGUACGAACCCAUUGGCAGCACUGGUAUUCCAGAUCCAAAACUUUUACCAGGAGAGAUAGAGAUUGCUAAGGCACACUGUGUGCUCAGGUUUAAUCCACUGGCUGGUCAUGCAGGAGGAAGUGGUUCUACUGGUGUACUGGUUAUCACAAAUUUCAAAGUCAGCUUUAUGACCGCAGGAUCAACAGAGCAACAUGCGACCUAUCAAGGACAGCAGAAUAACCUUGUUGGAAAUGAUGAUAUUGCACUCACAAACGUGGAAAGUGUUUUUCAAGUAACUGGUGGCAAGUUGCGCAGACUAGCUCCUGGAUCUAGUGUCUACAGCUCUGUCGAAGCAAUCCAGUUACAUUGCAAGGAUUUUCGCAUCGUUACCUUCAGCUUCAAGCUCUGUAGAAACAAAGAGAAUCAGUCAAGAGCUAUAGUGAACACAAUCCUGCACUAUGCAUUCCCAGCCCGAGUCGCGCUUCUGUUUGGCUUUGACUUUCGCAAGCGUAUUGCUCCAUUUACCUCCCUUCCACUCUACAGAGUUGCUACAGACUGGAGCAAGGAAUUAGCAAAUGUGCCCACGAAAGUUAAGUGGAGGGUUGCUUCAUGUAACGAAGCGUUUCGGAUAUCUGAAAGUCUCCCCGCACACUUUGUGGUUCCUGCCACUGUGUCAGACGACUUGCUCCGAUGUGUGGCAGCGAAUUUCAAUCAGAAACGAGUACUGGUAUGGUCAUGGACUAGUGCCAAGGAUAUCUCAUUGCUAAGAAUGUCUACACUACAGGUGGAAACACCUGAAUCAGAGAGUCAGCUAAACAGUAUCUUACGAGAAGUGAGAUCGACACAUCCGAAAAACAAACGUGCUCAAGUUCAUGAACUACACAGGUGCUGCCCCACAGUGAGGGAAAUACAAGACAGCUAUUAUAAACUUAGGGAACUGUGCAUGCCAGAAUCGGUGAAGCAGUUUUGGAGCCAAGAUGAACGAUGGCUUAGUAAUUUGGAGGCCAGUCAAUGGUUGACGUACGUGCGACAGUGUCUGAAGGCUGCCGUGCAUGUGUGUGAUGUGAUAAUCUCCAAGCAACUAUCUGUUGUCCUGCAAGAGCCGGGCGACAGAGAUCUGAACUGCAUCGUGAGCUGUCUCGUACAGCUGCUGCAGGAGCCACGCUUCAGGAGUCUGCAUGGCUUUCAGUGCCUCAUCCAGCGCGAGUGGGUCGUCAUGGGGCACCCGUUCUUCUCCCGACUCUGCCACCUACGCAACAUGGACGAGAGAAAGGGGCCCGUCUUCCUGCUCUUCCUCGACUGCGUGUGGCAGCUGACGCAGCAGUUUCCGGCGGCGUUCGAGUUCACCGAGACCUACCUGACGACGCUGUGGGACAGCACGCACCUCGGCCUCUUCGAGACGUUCCUCUUCGACUCGGAGGCGGACCGCCAGAGGGCGCUGCGCGAGCAGCAGGUCAAGCUGAUGUGCGUCUGGGACUGGCCGCGGCAGUUCGGCCGCGAGGACCUGUCGCUGUUCCGAAACCCGCUCUACGUCGCGCGCCGCGAGAUGGAGGUCGCGGCCGCCGCCGGCGGGACCCGGCAGGCGGCGCCGGCGGGCGGGCUCGACGCGUCAGCGUCGGCGGCGAGCGUGCGGCUCUGGCGGCAGUGCUACCUGCGCUGGGUGCCGCUCGCGAACAUCGUCGGCGGUGGCGCCCCCUCGAGCUACCUCCAACAAUGCAUCCUCGCCGGCGAGGCGAUUCAUCUGCGCGACCAGCUCGACGUGCUCACCCAGGUGGCGCCGGUGGCACGGCGCCAAGACGCCGACCUCUUCUUCGGCUGCGCGCAGCAGCACGGCGAUUCGUCGCCGGGCGCGGGAUUCACGUCGGCGUUUCCCUUCAACUCGAGCGUCGCGAUGAGCGUGAGCGGCAUGUCGGACCGCCAGGUGGCGCUGUCUACGCCGCCGCUCAGCGCGUUCGUGAAGCACAGCUCGCUCGCGAACAUCGAGCUGCUAGAGGACGACCUGCAGGACUGCGUCGCCGACAUGAGACUGUGAUGUCAUCGCCCCGCCCACCGACCCGCCCACUGACCCCUUCAACUGCCCGUUCUUCUCCCACCAAAUGGCCUGCCCACUUCUUGCCCGACCUGCCCACUGACCCCUUCAACUGCCUGUUCUUCUCCCACCAAAUGGCCCGCCCACUGCCUGCCCGACCCGCCCACCGACCCCUUUAACUGCCCAUUUUUCACCCAUUCAAUGGCCCACCCACUGCCUGCCUGACCCCCGCCUACCCAAUCACCAACCCAUCAGCCACUCGACUCUUCUACUAAGUGUGAUGACCACUCUGGUGUCGGCUACAAUGACUCCUUAGUUGUUACCCUUAUUUACAGGUUACCUUUGGCUUCUUCCAGCCAUAAAACUACUUGCUUCUUCCUGGGGUCGCUUCUGCCACCAUCACCCUCCUGUUGCACGCAGGAUCAUGGGCCUUGUCACGUUGUGUGAUGAAUGAAUGCAUCGAAGUAUAACUAUUUUUUAUGUGAAUAGUUUUGUUCACAAUGGUGUGUGCUGUUCGUGUGCGUGUGCAAUGCAGUAGUGAGGCAGAAGAACUUUAGUGUGGGGAUUUUUUGCUGUGAACCUUCUAGAUGUGAUCUUGAUAGUGAUGAGGAUGCGAAUGAUUGUGUCGUUAAUGUACAACGGGAAUUAGCUAGUUUCUGUGUCUAUAUAAAGAUGAUAUAACAUGAAAUAAUAUAAUAUAAAUAUUAUAAUAUAAAGAGCGGCCAAGUACUACGUUAAAUCCACAUGUCUUUUAUUACCUUUCUACAUAUAAUCUGUAUAAUUGCACAUUGGGGAAGCAAUUUUCGAUUUUUAGCAACAAAUGUUAUAUUUUUGAAUCAUGUAGAAUUACAUCCAACUGUAUAUAUUCCUGUUAAGAAUUUUAUACUGAGUACUGGAGACGUUAUGCUGCACAUUAUUUAUCGGGCACAAAUUAGACUGGUACUAAUUGGGCCAUUGCUAAUUAGACAACACCUAAUUAGACUGGAACUAAAUAGACCAGCUCUAAUUAGACUGGGUAAAAAUAGACCAGGUCUAAUUAGACCAGCACCAAUCAGUGGCACUAAUUUGAACAGUACUAAUUUGAUGCGGUUAACUGUAAUGAAUACAGGAUGUGGUCGUGAUUGGCGUCCCUGUAGUUUUAAUCGAAUGUUCGUUGUGAAUAGCUGUCGCGGGAUUGCGACAGAGGUAGUCGGUGACACUGGGGUCGAGUUGGGCAUUGCCUUGAUCUUCUCCCGGUAUGGCUUCCGAUUCAUCUAGUGUGUUUUGUACGGCAGCAGCCAUAGCAACAGCAGCUGCAGCAGCAGCAGCAGUAUCAGCAUCAGCAGCUGUUAAUCGUCAUCCACUCACGUCACGGCGGUCGGUUGCAGUGAUGCAGUGAAGCACUCUCACCCGCCACCUCUUCACUAUAGCUGACCCCCGCGUUGUCUGCUGCUUGAUGCCCCGUGCCUCACCAGCGAUGGGAGCAAUGUUGCAAUGUGCCACCGGCUGCUUACGUCACGCGCAUGCGCACGUUGCGCAACCGCCGCGACGCCAGUGUGAAUUAAGAGCGUAAUAUAAAUGCAAAUUGGAAUAUUACUCAUGCCGUGGUCUGCGUAUGCGCAGUGGCCCGCGGCGGCUGCGGCUGUUGUUGCGCGAGUGUGAGGGAAUGUUAUAGAAUGGAGCGCGCGUACGUGGCGAGAUCGCGCCUUGCUGCGCGAGUGUGCCCGCAAAAUAAAAUACGUGGAUUGAAAUUAUUAAA
Molecule: messenger RNA, 4045 nt
Organism: Priapulus caudatus
Lineage: Eukaryota; Metazoa; Priapulida; Priapulimorpha; Priapulimorphida; Priapulidae
Product: myotubularin-related protein 10-like
Exons: 14
Coding region: 151-2310 (719 amino acids)
Source: RefSeq, a predicted model, not a curated record